This is a messenger RNA of Ruditapes philippinarum (Manila clam), 1531 nucleotides long. RefSeq lists its product as uncharacterized. Lineage: Eukaryota; Metazoa; Mollusca; Bivalvia; Venerida; Veneridae. Bases 1 to 1506 code for a protein of 501 amino acids. Gene Ontology annotation, molecular function: zinc ion binding. The transcript has 2 exons. The record is from RefSeq and is a predicted model, not a curated record.
AUGUCAGACAGUGUAUACUCAAUUCAUCGUCUAAAAGAAUGUCAUUUUUCAAAUGAAGAUUUGUGCAAUCUUACAGGUUUGAACAAAGACCAGUUCUUAGAUUUAAGCUCUAUUACUGAAGAGCAUGUUAGAAAUACGCCAGUUAGAAGCCACAUUACUACACUGGGUAUAUUUAUGUUUAAACUUAAGUCUGGAUUAUCAAACAAAAUUCUUUCAACACUUUUUGAUGUAUCUAAAUCAAGCAUAAGAAGAGCAGUACAUACAAUCAGAAAAGUGCUUGUUUCUGAACUUGUUCCUAAAUAUCUUGGCUUCCAGCACAUAUCAAGAGAAGAAAUUAUAAAAAGCCAUACUCGUUCCCUAUCACAGUCACUACUUGCAGAAAAUGCCAGCCAAGCUAUAAUUGUUUUAGAUGGAACAUACAUAUAUAUUAGAAAAAGUACAAACUUCAAAUUCCAAAGACGUUCUUAUAGUGUACAUAAAGGGCGGCCACUUGUUAAACCUAUGGUAAUAGUCAGCACCACUGGAUACUUUAUUUCCGUAUUAGGACCAUAUCUUGUAGAUUCUAAAAAUAGUGAUUCAGGAAUUUUAAACCAUGCAGUAAGGAAUAACAUAGAGGAAAUCAAAAAUUGGGCUCAGCCAAAUGAUAUAUUUGUUGUAGACCGUGGAUUUCGUGACUCCCUGCAAGUGCUGGAGGAGAUGGGAAUAAAAGCACAAAUGCCAAAGUUCAUGCCGAAGGGUGCCAAACAAUUAACAACCAUGGACGCUAACCACAGUCGGUUAGUAACAAAGGUCAGAUGGGAAGUUGAAGCAUCAAAUGCUCGAAUAAAGAGAUGGAAGUAUCUUGACCAUGUAUUGCCUACCAAUCAAGUUCCGUACAUUGGUGAUUAUGUCCGCAUUAUUUGUGCCACAUGUAACAAAUACCUUUCACCUCUAAAUGCAACCAAAGAUUUGAUGGAUGACACACUUGUAGCAGAGAGAAUGAGAGAUAAAAUCCAGAAUGUUAACCACUUACAAUCGUAUGUUCAAGAAAAUGAACUGUAUAAGCGAAAUAUUUCAAAAUGGCAAGCAGUGCAAGAAAUUGACAAUUUCCCCUCCAUAGAUGAUUUUACUCUUAGUCUUUUGACUCUUGGUACCUACCAAAUGAAACUUUGCCAGUCAUAUGCACAAGAGUACCUUGAUGGAGAUUGUGAUAUUUUGGUGUAUAAAGAAUCAAAAGACUUGUUGAGGGUAAGGCUUCAAAGUCGUCAUGUAUCGUCCAAGUCUUAUUUUGUUUGGAUUCAGUAUGAUUCAGACCAUGUCAAGGCUUGGUACUGCCAGUGCAAGGCUGGUGCACGGACAGUUGGAACAUGUUCACAUGUGGCUGCGGUGAUUUGGUAUCUAGGCACAUCUAGGCAGCAGUCUGACAGGUACGGAGUACAAGACUGGACUCAAUACCUUGAUGAUGCUGCCGAGAUGCCGCAGCCAAUAGAUUCAUCUGACUCGGAAGACAGUAUUGUAGAGGAAUAAUAAGUAAAGGGAAUCAUAUCAGUAA